AGAUGCGAGACUUGGGGCUGGUUUAUAAAUACAUCCGUACAUGUGUGUGAGCUAAUAAAACAUUUUGUCUUCUCCUUGAAGAGGGAGCUUUUUAUGACAGCUCCUUGAUGUCAGAGCCACUUGCCGCCUUCUUUGGGUUAUAAACUUUUGAUGCCAGACCUCUGCAGAACGUGCCCAACUGCAUCCUAAAGUAGUCUCGGAGAGAGGCGGAGCGCGCACUGUGACCUUCAUCCCGGCACCUUCUUCCUCCUCUCCCUCCCUCUCCCAGGGGGAGCGUAGAGGAAGCGCCUUCCCGGACGCAGGAGGGGGCAUCUGGUUCUGCCCGGCCGGAACGCUGAGGCAGGACGGGGAAGAACACUGGGCUCCGGAGGGCUGGACCGCGGCUCUCCCGGCUCCCGCCGCGCGCGCUCUUCCCGUCCUCUGCGCGCCACUUCCUGAGCCCGGCGGUGCGCGCGUGGGAGCAGGACCUGCGCGGCGCCGAGUUCUGGGAAGUUGCUGCUGUCGAGGAUGGGGGUCUGUGGGCACCUGUUCCUGCCCUGGAAGUGCCUCGUGGUCGUAUCUCUCAGGCUGCUGUUCCUUGUACCCACAGGAGUGCCCGUGCGAAGCGGAGAUGCCACCUUCCCCAAAGCGAUGGACAACGUGACGGUCCGGCAGGGGGAGAGCGCCACCCUCAGGUGUACCAUAGAUGACCGGGUCACCCGGGUAGCCUGGCUAAACCGCAGCACCAUCCUCUAUGCUGGAAAUGACAAGUGGUCCAUAGACCCUCGUGUGAUCAUCCUGGUCAACACACCAACACAGUACAGCAUCAUGAUCCAAAAUGUGGAUGUGUAUGACGAAGGUCCAUACACCUGCUCCGUGCAGACAGACAAUCACCCCAAAACGUCUCGGGUCCACCUCAUAGUGCAAGUCCCUCCACAAAUCAUGAACAUCUCCUCAGACGUCACUGUGAAUGAGGGGAGUAGCGUGACCCUGCUGUGCCUUGCCAUUGGCAGACCAGAGCCGACUGUGACGUGGAGACACCUGUCGGUCAAGGGCCAGGGCUUUGUGAGUGAGGACGAGUACCUGGAAAUCUCGGACAUCAAGCGCGACCAGUCCGGGGAGUACGAGUGCAGCGCCCUGAACGAUGUCGCAGCGCCAGACGUGCGCAAAGUGAAGAUCACCGUGAACUACCCUCCCUAUAUCUCGAAAGCCAAGAACACUGGUGCUUCGGUGGGUCAGAAGGGGGUCCUGAGCUGUGAGGCCUCUGCAGUGCCCGUGGCCGACUUCCAGUGGUUCAAGGAAGAUGCCAGGUUGGCCACUGGCCUGGAUGGAGUAAGGAUUGAGAACAAAGGCCACAUGUCCACCCUGACUUUCUUCAAUGUCUCAGAGAAGGACUAUGGGAACUACACCUGCGUGGCCACCAACAAGCUUGGGAACACCAAUGCCAGCAUCACACUGUAUGGGCCUGGAGCAGUCAUUGAUGGUGUAAACUCGGCCUCUAGAGCGCUGGCUUGUCUCUGGCUCUCAGGGACCCUCUUUGCUCACUUCUUCAUCAAGUUUUGAUAAGAAACCAUAGGUCCUCUGAGCAACGUCUGCUUCUCCAUAUUACAGACUUUAAUCUACACAGCGGAGGGCAAACCAGUUUGGGCUUCUUUUUGUUUGUUUCUGUUCUCCUUCUCAAUUUUUUUGUGGGAUAUUUUGAUUUGAGA
Messenger RNA from Octodon degus (degu), 1688 nucleotides. It is a transcript of the gene Opcml, whose product is annotated as opioid binding protein/cell adhesion molecule like. Bases 508 to 1542 code for a protein of 344 amino acids. Lineage: Eukaryota; Metazoa; Chordata; Mammalia; Rodentia; Octodontidae. The transcript is spliced from 7 exons. The record is from RefSeq and is a predicted model, not a curated record. Gene Ontology annotation, cellular component: neuron projection.